AUGGACGGCACGCAGCAGUCAAAUAAGGCCCAUCGAGGUGGCACUAGAAAGACCACUGCUAAGCAGAAAUUGCAUCAACAUGGACAGAAUAAGAAAGCAUUUGCGGUAAGCGCACCAAGAAAGUUGGAAAGAAUGGCAAAGAGAUCGCUGGAAGUUAAUGAGAGGAAAUUACAUGUUCCAAUGGUUGAUAGGACUCCCGAUGAUGAUCCACCACCAGUUAUUGUAGCAGUGGUAGGACCACCAGGAACUGGUAAAUCAACAUUAAUUAAAUCAUUAAUAAGAAGGCUUGCAAAGACGUCAUUGACCGAAAUUAAAGGACCAAUUACCGUUGUAAGUGGUAAAAGAAGAAGAUUAACGUUCAUUGAAGUUGGAAAUGAUUUGAACUCAAUGGUCGAUGCGGCAAAAAUUGCUGACUUAGUCUUAUUACUUGUUGAUGGUAAUUUUGGAUUAGAAAUGGAAACUAUGGAAUUCUUGAAUGUUGCUCAGCAUCAUGGUAUGCCUAGAGUUUUAGGGGUUGCUACGCAUUUAGAUUUGUUUAAAUCUCAAUCCACUUUAAGAACAUCUAAGAAGAGAUUGAAGCAUCGUUUCUGGACUGAAGUAUAUCAAGGUGCUAAGUUAUUCUAUUUAUCAGGAGUUAUAAAUGGUCGUUAUCCUGAUAGAGAAAUUCUUAAUUUGACUCGUUUCAUAUCUGUCAUGAAGUUUAGACCUUUGAAAUGGAGAAAUGAGCACCCUUACUUAUUGGCUGAUAGAGUAACUGAUCUUACGCAUCCUCAAGAAAUUGCCGAAAACCCAAAAUGUGAUAGAAAAGUGGCUAUUUAUGGCUACUUGCACGGUACUCCAUUACCGUCCGUGAAUGCUCACGUUCAUAUUGCUGGUGUGGGUGAUCAUUAUGUCCACUCUGUUGAAAAAUUACCAGACCCUUGCCCAACUCCAUAUUUUGAACAGAAGUUAGAUGAAAUAGAACGAGAAAAGGCAAAGCUUGCCGCUGAGUCGGGUGAGAUUCAAGCAAAAACCACGAGAAGACGUAAGAGAUUGGAGGAUAAACAAAAAAUUAUUUAUGCCCCAAUGUCUGAUGUAGGAGGUGUUUUAGUCGAUAAGGAUGCAGUAUAUAUUGACAUGGGUGAUAAAGAAAAUUUCAUAAAAGGAGAAGAAGCAGGAGAAGGGGAAAAAUUAGUGACAGAUUUGCAAGAAGUACAAAAGACAAUGAAAGAAAGAUUUGAAGAUGGUCCUGGUUUAAGAUUAUUCUCUAGUUCUAAGGAAUUAAAUCGUAAUGAAGAUGAAGAUGAAAGUGAGGAAGAGAAAGGUUUGUUAUCAGAAGACGAUGAACUUGAAGAAGCUCCAAGAAAUACGGGAAGAACAUCUAUGAGGUCAGCCCGUCUCUAUGGCAAGUCUUUAGCAGAAGAUGAUGAAUUCGACAAUUUAUCGGAUGACGAAGAGCGUGGAUAUGAUUCAGAAUCUGAAGAACCUAAAUUAGUUGAAGUUGAUUUCAACAAUGAUAAAUAUAAUGAAAAAGAAUUAGAAUUUGCAGAAGAUUCGUAUUUAUCUUCUGAUGAAGAAAAUGGUAAUGACUACAAGUUGGCUGCGUCUAGAUUAAAUGGUUCUGUUCAAAGAAAAUGGGACAUCAACAAAUUGUUAUACUUACAAAACAUUGAUCCAUCAGAUGUCAUUAAAAAGUGGAAAGCUACAAAUAUAGACGAGGAUAGCGAAGAAGAAGAUAUUGAAGAGGAAGAUGAUGCUUUCUUCCGAAAGAAAGACAUUAAGGAUUCUUCUCAAGAUUUAGAUCAGUUCAUUCCUUCUUAUCCUCCUCUCGAAGAACUCAAAGAGAAAUUUAAUACUUCUACCAUUGAAGAUGAUGAUGAUGAAUAUGAGAAUGGGUACAGAAUAUUAAAAUCGAAGUUUUUAGCAGCACCAAAAUUGAAUGACGAGAAUAAAGACGGUCAAGACGGAACAAAUGAAGAAGAUGACGAUGAAGAAGUAUAUGGUGAUUUUGAAGAUUUGGAAUCAGGAAAUUCUGAUGAGAAUAUAGACAAGAAGCUGGAUCAGAAUGAUGAUGAUGAAUUUGCAGACUUCGAUGCUGAAGAAGAGAAAGCAGAGUUAGGAUUAGAUGAAGAUGAAGAAGACGAAGAAGAAAGCAAAGAACUUGAAAACUUGACAACAGAAGAGAAGAGAAAAUUAAAUGCAGCAAAUAAAGCUAAAUUAAAGUUGCAGUUUGAAGAAGAAGAAGAUCGCGAGUUUGGUGUUGAUGACCCAGAGGGCGAUACUGAAGCCGACACUUGGUACGAAUUCCAGAAAAACAAGAUGGCUAAACAAUUAGAAAUAAAUAAAGCGGAAUUUGAGGAGAUGGAUUCUGCAACUAGAAUUAGGAUUGAAGGUUAUAAAGCAGGUUCCUACGUAAAGUUGGUAUUUUCUAAUUUACCAUGUGAAUUCAUUGAAAAUUUGCAACCUGAAUAUCCAAUUGUAUUAGGUGGUUUAUUAGCAACAGAAUCGAGAUUUGGUAUCAUGAAUGUUAGAAUAAGAAGACAUCGUUGGCAUAAGAAGAUCUUGAAAUCUCAAGAUCCAUUGAUUUUAUCUUUGGGAUGGAGAAGAUUUCAAACAUUGCCAAUUUAUACCACAUCUGACUCCAGAACACGUAAUAGAAUGCUUAAAUACACACCAGAGCAUGCUUACUGUUUUGCAUCAUUUUAUGGACCUUUGGUUGCACCAAAUACAACAUUUGUCGGCUUCAAUAUAGUAUCAAACUCAUCAACAACGGGUUCAUUUAGGAUCGCUGCUACAGGUAUUGUGGAAGACUUAAAUUCAUCGGUUGAAAUUGUAAAGAAGUUGAAAUUGGUUGGUCAUCCUUACAAGAUUUUCCGUAAUACUGCAUUUAUAAAGGACAUGUUUUCCAAUUCUUUGGAAGUUGCUAAGUUUGAAGGAGCAUCCAUAAGAACUGUUUCUGGGAUUAGAGGUGAAAUUAAAAGAGCCUUGUCUAAACCUGAAGGCCACUUCAGAGCUACCUUUGAAGAUAAAAUUCUUAUGUCCGAUACUAUUUUCUUAAAGACAUGGUAUCCGGUUAAGGUCAAAAAGUUUUACAAUCCUGUCACGUCAUUAUUAUUAAGUCAACAUUCUGAAUGGCAAGGUAUGAGAUUAACAGGUCAAGUUAGAGCAGAACGUGGAGUAGCUACACCAUUAAAUGCUGAUAGUGCUUAUAAAAAGAUCGAAAGAACUGAAAGAAAGUUUAACCCAUUAAGAGUUCCAAAGUCAAUCAAAACUACUUUACCGUUCAAGUCUCAAAUACAUGAAAUGAAACCUCAAAAGAAACAAACAUAUAUGUCAAAGAGAGCUGUUGUUUUAGGAGGUGAAGAAAAGAAAGCUAGAGACUUGAUGCAAAAGAUCGCCACUGUUAGAAAGGAAAAAGACACGAAGAGGAAGGCAAAGAAGGAUGAAAAGUUCAAAGAUAAAUUGAAAGCUAUGGCAAAGAAGCAAGAAAUUAGAAAAGAAAAAGAAAAAGAGCGUAAGAAGGAAUACUUUUCGAGAGAAGGUAAGAAAAGAUCUUUAGGCUCUAGUGACGGGAAUAGUGAAGCUUUCGGUAAGAAAAAGCGUAUAUAA
Molecule: messenger RNA, 3588 nt
Organism: Debaryomyces fabryi
Lineage: Eukaryota; Fungi; Ascomycota; Pichiomycetes; Serinales; Debaryomycetaceae
Gene: BMS1
Product: GTPase
Exons: 1
Coding region: 1-3588 (1195 amino acids)
Biological process (GO): maturation of SSU-rRNA from tricistronic rRNA transcript (SSU-rRNA, 5.8S rRNA, LSU-rRNA); ribosome biogenesis; endonucleolytic cleavage of tricistronic rRNA transcript (SSU-rRNA, 5.8S rRNA, LSU-rRNA)
Cellular component (GO): 90S preribosome; nucleus
Molecular function (GO): GTP binding; GTPase activity; ATP binding
Source: RefSeq, a predicted model, not a curated record